This is a messenger RNA of Exophiala spinifera, 324 nucleotides long. RefSeq lists its product as uncharacterized. The transcript has 2 exons. NCBI's taxonomy places the organism in Eukaryota, Fungi, Ascomycota, Eurotiomycetes, Chaetothyriales, Herpotrichiellaceae. The record is from RefSeq and is a predicted model, not a curated record. The coding region runs from base 1 to 324 and encodes 107 amino acids.
AUGGCCAGGGAUAGAAACAUCCAGGCAGCAAUGCUGAAACAGACACUUGUGGAAUCUAUGGUAGAUGAUCGCGACCUCGCACCCGACGCAGCUCACGCCGUUGCUUACAGGAAGGGGGACAACAACGUGACAGGGUGGGCAGCUCUUCCUAGUGAAAAGGGCGAUGCGGAUGUCUCGUACAAUGCUUCUCUCGCCCGGGCGAAGAGCCUGUCUUGGUUACGAGCUACCAUCGACGUAGUGGACUCGGAUCUGUUUCGAGGCGAAGCUGCAAAAUUUGCCAUACGAAUUGCGGCCGACGACAUUACCAUUGAAUUUCACUUGUAG